This is a messenger RNA of Haliotis rubra (blacklip abalone), 6680 nucleotides long. RefSeq names its product ras-related protein Rab-18A-like. Gene Ontology annotation, molecular function: GTPase activity; GTP binding. The transcript is spliced from 7 exons. The record is from RefSeq and is a predicted model, not a curated record. NCBI's taxonomy places the organism in Eukaryota, Metazoa, Mollusca, Gastropoda, Lepetellida, Haliotidae. The coding region runs from base 135 to 740 and encodes 201 amino acids.
UGAUGACAAAUUGCUCAUGUGGUAUUGUUUACGCCAUUUUCGUGAACUGUCGAUGUGUUGUUAUAAGAAGAACAUUAUUUAAAUUUAGGGCAAUCUGCACAAGUUACCAUUAGGGUUAAUAUCACGUUGCACUAAUGGAUGAGCAGGAAAUCCUCACCACCUUAAAGAUACUGAUUAUAGGAGAAAGCGGAGUUGGAAAGUCAAGUCUGCUGCUGCGUUUCACAGAUGACACCUUUGACCCUGAACAGGCAGCCACAAUUGGUGUGGAUUUCAAGGUGAAGACCCUCACAGUUGAUGGAAACAGGACAAAGUUGGCAAUAUGGGAUACAGCAGGCCAGGAGAGGUUCCGGACCCUGACUCCCAGCUACUACAGGGGCGCUCAGGGAGUUAUACUAGUAUAUGAUGUCUGUAGCAAACAGUCCUUUAGCCGGCUGGAUGCAUGGCUGAAUGAACUGGAGACCUUCGCAACAAAGCAUGAUAUGGUCAAGAUGCUGGUAGGGAACAAGAUUGACAAGGAGAGGAGGGAGGUGAGCAAGGAGGAGGGCUUAAAGUUUGCCCGCAAACACCACAUGCUGUUCAUUGAAGCAAGUGCCAAAACCAAAGAAGGGGUACAGUGUGCAUUUGAAGAACUUGUGGAGAAGAUCAUCCAGACACCAGGUCUGUGGGAAACAGACAAGCAGGGCCUGACUCUAGGUUCUCCCCAUCCUAACUCGUCUUCCUGUAGCUACUGUGUAAUCUGAUCUCUGCAACCUCCCUGCCCUUGGCCCCCGUCUUUCACUAGCCUCUUCACAGUACACAGAGUACACAGUAUGACUGAAGCCUGGAAACACAGCUGUGGACAUAGCUCAGAUUUGUGUCAAGAAGUAAAUGUGUUCUUGAGACUUGUGUCAGACUUGUGUUCACAGCGCUUCGCGUUUGGAAGACUCCAUGGAACUUAGUUUCUCAGGUUAUUGUGUGCUGGGGUUUUUCUGACAUGAUUUAUUGGAAUUCUUGUAAAAUUAGUUACAAAUGUUUAGACACUAGAAAUUGCAUUAUAAAACCAUUGUGUACAUAAACCUGAAUUAGGAAUGAAAUCAAGAUCUAGUCAUCAAGACUGCUGGGAAUCAGGUCUAGAAUUCUGUUGCUUACUUAGUUUACCAAGGUUUCUGAUUGCCGCAUGUCUCUCUAGUUAGCUCUGCCAAUCAUGAAGACAUCCAGUUGUCUGAGAGGUUAAAGGACAAGCUUGGGUUACUGACUAGAAGACAUAAUAAUAAUGUGCAGAGGUUGUAAUAUGCAUACAGUUAGGAUAAUUGACAAUGUUUGAACUCUGUCUCUUGUGCCAUAUCAUGAUACUCCUCAAAAACAGCUGACAAGCAGGGUUCCGGCCACCAAUAGUCGAUGUGUUUAUAAACUGUCUUAACAAUUGACAGGGAUAACCAACUGGGGAAACACUAACAUUUACCUCUCAUUACUGUCAACAGUAGCAUUGAAUCAUUUACACUUGUUUAUUCAAUCAUGCUGAUUCAUCAUUAUGAGACUACACGAAAAUAGCUGUGGACAAGAUAUUAGAUUUUCUUUAAAUCCCUUUAGUAAAGAGGAAACUUGCUGGGGUUUCCGUCUUUUGGAGUAGUAGCCCAGGUCACCGUAGGAAUAACAGCGAGCUGAUUGUGAGGUUAUUGAAAUUGUCUCGACUAAUCUCAAUCAGUUGAUUUACUUUGAUACCUCUGCAUGUGAAGAAAGCGUGUCAGGUGGACAUUCUAAUCAGCUGAACAAUGUCCAGACUUCUAAGUUUAGCAAGUGAAGCUUUCAGAGCAGCUUAUCCUAUCACUGUAUCUCGAAAAUGAACAUACAGUUCUGAAGGUAAAUGAUAAGGACAACGCCAUUCUAUUGGUGAUAUUUGCUACACCCUCUUGUUUCUGACUGCUAUUGCAUCUAACCCAACAGGGAGUACAAUCAAAGGAAGUGUGUGUUUGGGGUGGGUUUCCCAUUUUGGGGAAUGAAAAAUGGAUAGAGAUCAGUUGUUGACAUCUGACUUCCUCUCUAACACACAUCCUUCGUUUAGAUUUGUGAAUGUUCUGUCAUGGUUUACAUGAUACAAUUAUCUAUGGAGGCUUGUCAGAUCCCCCUGCAGUAAGGCAAUGUAUUAGAGGAACAUAUCUGAUUCUGGUAAAUACAGCCAUGUGUACUGUGUACGUGGUCAGGCAAAACUAAUGUGCUAUUCCUCAUCUCUGAGACUCUCUAAUUAUCAUAGGAAUAAGAAUUUAUUUUAUUGGUAUUAAUGCAUUUUCGUCACUUUUUGCUGCAUGAAACAGCUCAGACAUUUGUUUUCAAAUAUACUUAGAUUUCAAGUUUCAAGAAGAAGUCAGAGGAUGUCAGUGAUCCUCACUUGUAUAUUGUUCACAUAUUUACUGCAUUAAAAUGAUGUUCUUUGGUAUGUGUCCAUUUUAAACAAUUUGGGAACUGUUGCUUGUUAAUGUUUUAAUUUGACAUAUAACUUUAAGUACUUGAUCUGUGUAAUGACAAUUUUUAUGUCUGUUUCUGUAAGAUCAGUAUAUGUUUUGUUGAAUGCUUUUUGAUUUUAUGAAAUGAAAUUUUUAUGGAUCUACUGCCAUUUACACCAACUAAUGAUAUGUUAUUUAGUGUAUUAUGUAGUCAACUUGGUGAGGAAGGUCUUUCAGGGACUGUAUAGUAAUUUGGUCUAAGAGAGAUUCAUCGUUGCUAAAAACAACAUUGCAAAUGAUAUUUGGCCAUUUACACAGAUUUGCCAUGACUGACACUUAAAUAUCCAAGAGACUCAGAUCGAAAAGAAACCUUACAAAAUGAAAAUAUACUAAACAACAUUAGAAACGCACCACAAUAAAAUGCACCGACGAUGCUCAGAUAUCAUGGGUACAUUUCAGUCUGACAGGGUAAUUAUAUGGAUGGUGCGUUUCUAAUGUUGUUCUGUAUAUAAAUCACCUUUUUUUGGUGAUUACAGUUUUAAGUUGUUCCAUCCUUCAUGAAUCAGGAACCUUUGAGAGAGCAGGUAUUUUCUGUAUUUCCUGCAGUAACACAACCUGUUCUAAUGAAGGUAUGUAGUUUAGGACAUGUUCAAAUUCGAACAACUGAUAUGAGGUGUGCUUAUUUUGUACAGUAGGCUAGAUUCCUACCCUGUUCGAUUGGUGUAAUCGGUAUACCUGCUUAUAGUCCGUAAAAUAACCAAUAUUAUCGUGAUUGUGUUUGUUGCCUGCAUACUGGGUAGGUGUCUCACCCAGUGAAUUAAACACGCUGGAGACUCCUAGGCCAGUGGUGUAUUUCUACACUACAGCCAAUACCUUGUUUUCAUGUUCAGUGUAGCAGUAAUGUGUGUUUCAUGCUACAAAGUAUAGAUUUGAUGAGAAAGAAUUAGUGCAUGUAUACUAAAUAUGACAUCAGUGCAUUAGAAAUGUUCGAGUAGAGAUAACAAAAUGGAAAUGAGACACACAGUCCUAAGGAAACAAAACAUUGUCUUAUAUCAACAACUGCUAUACUGGAUGCAAUAAGCAUAAUCUAUUCUACACAUCUGUACAUACAAGAGAAAAGGCAGUAGCCAAAUCAUUCCGUUAUAUAUUCAAAUGUAAGGAGAGCCCAGCCCCAGUUAUGAAAUUACUGUCACAGAAAUAUGGUUUUACAGCUAUACAAUGUACUUAUGUCUGUGUGUGUGAAAUCUGCACUGGACGACUGCAGUGAUCACUGAGGUAGCAUUACUGUAUUCAUAAUCAAGGAAUUGGUUGUGGCAGUUUGGAAGUGACAGACAUCAGUAAAUAUGGACCAAACAUAUACUUAUGAUAAUAUGUAUGAAUAGUGUUUGUUUCUGAAUGGGUUGUUUGCUCUGACAACAUUUUUGGGUGUUUACCUGCACAGAUCCCAUGCUGGGAGAAAAUGGUUUGUGAAUAUUUCUGCUUCAUUUCUGCAUGACCAUUGUAAAGAACAAAACCUCAUCUAUUCUUUGACAUAUGUGAGUGCUUGUUGUGUAUUUCAACUCUGAAAUCCAUUAGUUAAAAAAGUACCGAUAAAAAUUCUCCAAAUAACCUAAUUAUUUAAUUUUUAAAUGCAGAGAUAACUUAUUGGAAUAUUUUGUUGGCAAAUUUGAAUGCAGAGUUGGGUUGAGAUCAAUACUGACAAAUUGGUGUGGAGAGAAUUGAAAACAAAAUUGUCCCUUGUAUGAAUAUUGUAGGGAAUACGCUGUUGUGUUGUAUGCAUGGGUAGGGUAGAGAUCACUGUUAAAGGGACAACACAGGACGCCAGGGCUCACACUUAGGUAAACCUACACCAACCUCGGGAUCAAUUCCCAUGGUUUUUAAGAUUGCAAUUUGCCCACUUUUGAUUUUCAUUACAUAUUUACAGAGCAACCAAACAUUGCCAUAAGGGAAAGGGCAAGGGAGGUAACUUGUAUCACCAAGAAACCAAACGACCAAAUGAAUUUUUAGGGCUUUCUUUUGCAUUUCAGUCAGUUUUUGAAUAUUGAAUAGCUAAAGAAUUCUAUCCUAAUCAAUGAGACAAACAAUCAAUGAGGCUGGUUUGUAAGUCAUUUCAGUUGGUACAUGAGACUUAGUAGCAGACCCAUGGGAUUAGGGGUUAACGUAGGUUUCCCGAAAUGCUAGGCCUUGAGAUAUAGAGACCUAAUUAUGCCUCACAAUUCAUAGAUAUUGUUUACUUAUGUUUACUAGUUGGGUGCAUUUGUUCACACUGUGACCCAGUUGUUUAACAUCACUGUUUGAACAAUGCUUUUGGCUGCCACUACCUGGUUAUGAGUUGCUACCACUAAUUUGCUCCAUAUACACUGUUUCUCAGUGUAAGGUAAAAGUGGGUGCUUUUCCCCCCUGAAAUGUUGUGCUCCCUGAUAUGAUAUUAAUAAAACAAUCCAACAGAAGGGAGGAAACAAAAAUGUAAUAGCAAAUUCUAGUUUGUUAGGCAGUAUUUAACAUUGUUUCAGAAUUUCGUGUACAUUUUCUCUGUAAAGACAACUCAAAUAGCACAUUUUCUUGUGUCAUUGUGGACCCCUUGUUAUCAGGGAACAUUUCUCACACAGUAAAUAAUAAUCAGAUUAAGAUUUCAGCGUCUAGCGAGCAACUAGACAGAUGGAUGCUAGGCACUAUAUAAAUUAAUUAUUAUUAUUUUUAUUAACAAUGAAGGCUGCAAAAAAGGGUUAAACAUGCUUUUGUAUUAAUAUUCACAUGUGUAUUUAUAUGUAUCCUAUUUUAUGAGUGCUUACACACUUGGCAUCGCUGUAAUCUUGUGACAUUAUUGGAAUAGUUUGCAGAUUUGUGUGUUGGUAUGUAUCGAAACAAUGUACAGAACAAAUAUGCAUUAUUUAUUAAUGUUCUGUUUGGCUUUGGAGCACUGUAUUUGAUUCUGAGAUUCAGUCAAAUCUUAAUCUCAGUUAGACAUUUGAGUCAAUUGAGUAACUUUUGAUAUCUGUGCAUUACAUGUAUGUUGUGGGAAUCUCGUACAUUGCUUCUGAAAAUAUCCUAGUGAAUCCAGUGUAUCAGAUAUAAAGAAAUGUGAUGCUAAAACAAAUCUCCACUUGAAUUGUCAUCACAAAUACUGGUACUCGAAUCAUCAACUGUCAUCUGACCUGGAAAGUGUUUUUAGUGCAAGAGAAAGUGUGACAUUAAGAUACCUUGAAAAGAGGGAUCCGGUUGAUGGCAUUACUCAUAUUCUGUCCUCAAACAACAAAAUUUGUAUGAACAUGUUUCUCUGUAUAACUACAGCUGUAAAUGUUUGUUUGGGUUUAGUGGAGACUAACAUAUUUCAUGAAAUAAAAUUAUUUUAAAAAGUCCUUCCUACUUUUUGUGAACAUUUCAUUUUACUGGAACUACUUGGGAUGUUACACUAGCUUGAUUGAUAUUGCUUCCAGGAAACAAUCUUUAUGGACAGUAUAGUAAAGCAAAUAUGAAUAGCUCUGAUGCAAAAUAACCCUUAAGUAAAACCCUCAGAUAAAUAAUUAAAUUUUUGAUUUUUCAAGUUAUAUGAUAUGUCGUAGCCCAGCAUGAGUUGACUGUGAUGGAGGAACUAGUAUAUGUUGCCUUUGAAUUGAUUGAUCUGAUGUGGUGCUUGCCUAUCUACCCUUGUAUAUAUUAUCUAUUUUUAUGAUUUUGAAAUAAAUUGUCAAUAGAACAUACCUGUAAUGUACAGUAAAACCUGAAUAUUUUGGUUGGACAUUCAUUGUUUCAUUCUAACGACAGUUUACCUGUAUGGCAUGUUAGAUGCGUCCACCCAUCUGUUUCAAAGAAACCAAUUUGAUAUUGGAGAAUUAGGAUUUUUGUAAACAAAUAUUAUUAGAGCAUCAUUUCAUGUGUCAUAAAACAUCUGUACAUCAUGGCUUGUGUGUACACUAGAUGUGUUGACUUGGGCUAUGACAGUACAAUUGGUAUGUACAAUGUCAGGGUGGUCAUACAAGGCAAUAUUUCAUAACCUUGAUAGUCAGCUGCAUGUGGCCAGAAACCCCAAAACAUCAGAACCGCUUUAGUGUAUCAAACCAAAAUCUAUUUGACAGACAGCUUCAUGUCCUCAGAUAAAAUGUGAACUGUUUCUUGUGAUAAUUGUUUUGUAGAAUGUGCCUGACAACACAGUGGCUAAAGUGUUGUGUUCCAGCACUCAUGUUUUAAACAAGUUCCAUUGGGCAAAAUAAUAACUGCUAGAAUUAAACUUCCAAUGUGUAAAUAAAGUUUUCAUGAGAU